CGCAGGCGAGGCAGGUGGCCGCGGGGAGCUGAGCCGCCGGAAUGACGGCUGAACAGCGGCGGAAUUUGCACGCCUUCGGCGGCUAUGUCAGGAAGAUCCUGGAUCCUACCUACAUCCUGAGCUACAUGACUCCCUGGUUUAGGGACGAUGUGGUGCAGCAUAUUCAGGCCGAGAAAAACAACAAGGGGCCCAUGGAGGCUGCUUCACUUUUCCUCCAAAUCCUAUUGGAGCUCCAGGAGGAAGGCUGGUUCCGCGGCUUUCUGGAUGCCCUUCACCAAGCAGGUUAUUCUGGACUUUAUGAAGCCAUUGAAAGUUGGGAUUUCCAAAAAAUUGAAAAAUUGGAGGAGUAUAGAUUACUUUUAAAGCGUUUACAACCAGAAUUUAAAACCACAAUCAAUCCAGAAGAUAUCCUUCCUGAAAUAUCUGGAUGUUUAAUUAAUCAGGAAUGUGAAGAAAUUAUUCAGAUAAGUUCCAACAAGGGGCUGAUGGCAGGUGCAGAGAAAAUGGUUGAAUGCCUUCUCAGAUCAGACAAGGAGAACUGGCCCAAAACUUUGAAACUUGCAUUGGAGAAAGAAGAGAGCAAGUUCAGCGAACUGUGGAUGGUGGAGAAAGGUGCAGAAAAUAUUCAAAUGAAAGAUCUUGAGGAUGAUGAAAUGAAAACUUUGGACGUACAGAUUGUCUACAAAGAAGAACCAGAAAACCAGAAUCUUAGCCAGAAUUCCUGUCCUUCAGGAGUGCCUCCUACUUAUAGCCCAUUGAAACCAAGAAAUUACCAACUAGAGCUUGCUUUACCCGCUCAGAAGGGAAAGAACACAAUAAUAUGUGCUCCUACUGGUUGUGGAAAAACCUUUGUUUCACUUCUUAUAUGUGAACAUCAUCUUAAGAAAUUUCCACAAGGACGAAAGGGGAAAGUUGUCUUUUUUGCUGUUCAACUCCCAGUGUAUGAACAGCAGAAAUCUGUGUUCUCAAAACAUUUUGAAAGACUUGGGUACAAAGUUGCAGGCAUUUCUGGAGCGACAGCUGACAAUGUCUCUGUGGAACAGAUUAUUGAGAACAAUGACAUCAUCAUUUUAACACCACAGAUUCUUGUGAACAGCUUUAAAAAUGGGACUGUUCCAUCACUCUCCAUCUUUACUUUGAUGAUAUUUGAUGAAUGCCACAACACCAAUAAACACCAUCCAUAUAAUAUGAUCAUGUUUAAUUAUCUAGAUCAGAAACUGGGAGGAUCUUCAGACUCACUGCCCCAGGUCAUUGGGCUGACUGCCUCAGUUGGCGUUGGAGAUGCCAAAAAUACAGCCGAAGCCACAGAAUAUAUCUGCAAACUGUGUGCUUCUCUCGACACAUCAGUGGUAACAACUGUCAGAGACAACUUGGAGGAACUGGAGGAGGUUGUUUAUAAGCCCCAGAAGUUUUUCAGGAAAGUGGAAUCACGGACUACAGACAGAUUUAAAUGCAUCAUAUCUCAGCUGAUGGCAGAGACGGAGGCUCUGGCAAAGAGUAUCUUUGAAGAACUUGGGACCGUAACUCUUGGCAGAGCUCUCACGGCCGGCUGCUCAGCUGCCGUGCGCCCUGCUCACACCAUCUGCGCUGGGCUAAGUGCUCGGUGGUGGGAACGCAGCGUGGACCCUCAGACACAACCCCUGCCCUCGCGGCAUUUUCAGUUUGGCCAACAGCAGUGCCAGAGGCGAGCUGGUAGCAGCAGUAAGGCAGCAUGGGUGGGGCCGGGGAGUGGUGGGAGCGGUGGGGAUGGGGCUACUGCUACUUGUUGGGUAACUGCCUUUGUUUGUCUGAUUAAAGAUGAAUGGAAAUACAAUGAUGCCCUCAUUAUCAAUGAGGAUGCACGGGUGAAAGAUGCUCUGAAUUACUUGAAAAACUUCUUCAGAAAUGUCCGGGCAGCAGGAUUUGAUGCAAUUGAGCAAGAUCUCACUCAGAGAUUUGAAGAAAAGCUGUUGGAACUAGAAGAUAUUUCCAUGGAUCCCAGUAAUGAGAACCCUAAACUUGAAGAUCUCAGCUUCGUCUUGCAAGAGGAAUACCACUUAAACCCAGAGACCAGAACCAUCCUCUUUGCGAAAACCCGAGCGCUAGUGGAUGCCUUAAAGAACUGGAUUGAAGAACAUCCUAGGCUCAGCUUUCUAAAACCUGGCGUAUUGACUGGACGUGGCAGAACAAAUCAGACAAUGGGAAUGACCCUCCCAGCACAGAAGUGUGCAUUGGAUGCAUUCAGAACCAACAGAGACAGCAAGAUUCUAAUUGCUACCUCGGUUGCUGACGAAGGCAUUGACAUUGCUCAGUGCAAUCUGGUCAUCCUCUACGAGUAUGUGGGCAAUGUCAUCAAAAUGAUCCAAACCAGAGGCAGAGGAAGAGCAAGAGGGAGCAAGUGCUUCCUUCUGACUAGUAAUGCUGAUGUAAUCGAAAAAGAAAAAAUAAACAUCUGCAAAGAAAAAAUGAUGAAUGACUCCAUUUCAAGCCUGCAGAGCUGGAAUGAAGCAGUAUUUAAGGAAAAGAUUCUCCAGAUACAGAGUCAUGAAAAACUAAUCAGGGAUAAUCAAGGAAAAGUAAAACCUGUGCUUGAUAAGAAAAAUAAAAAACUGCUUUGCAGAAAGUGCAAAACCUUUGCAUGUUACACAGCUGAUAUAAGAGUGGUGGAGGAAUGCCAUUUCACUGUGGUUAAAGAUGCUUUCAGGGAGCGCUUCGUGACUAAGUUACAUCCCAGACCGAAGAAUUUUGGUAGUUUUGAGAAGAAAGCUAAGAUCUUCUGUGCCAGGAAGGACUGCCUCCACGACUGGGGAAUUCACGUGAGGUACAAGUCAUUCGAGAUUCCAGUUAUAAAGAUCGAAAGUUUUGUUGUGGAAGAUGUUGCGACUGGGGCUCAGACACUAUAUGCAAAGUGGAAGGACUUUAAUUUUGAGAAGAUUCCAUUUGAUGCUGCAGAAAUGUACAAUCACGCUCAAGACCUCAAUCCGCAGGGAAUAGAUGGCCUUGAAUGAAGAAGAAGUUAGACCUGUGGGUAUAUGAUGGGUCUCUUUAUACUAUGGUCAAGUUAUUUUUCCUAUGGCUUGUACGAUACUGAGUAUUUAUCACUCAACUUCUAUUUCAUUUUCAGCAGUUUAUACUGAUACUGUAUCAUGUCUGUCAAGCACAAGUGAGUGGAUUAGAGCACGCGAUUCUUUGUUGGCCGGGAGAGCUUGGGAAAAAUGAAUAAGCCUUAACUUGUUGCCAUCCUUCCUUUCAGAACCCACUGCACCCAUAGCCACUCAGUACACACUGGGAUCAAUGAAUGAGUGAAUGGAAUGUUGAAAGAUUUUCCAUACUUCCCUUUCUUUAACCCACUAUGCUGAAGCUGAAACUCCAAUACUUUGGCUACCUGAUGCGAAGAACUGACUCAUUGGAAAAGAUACUGAUGCUGGGAAAGAUUGAAGGUGGGAGGAGAAGGGGACGGCAGAGGAUGAGAUGGUUGGAUGGCAUUACCGACUCCAUGGACAUGAGUUUGCAUAAACCCUGGGAGUUGGUGAUGGACAGGGAGGCCUGGCGUGCUGCAGUCCAUGGGGUCGCAACGACUCAAACACAACUGAGCGACUGAACUGACUAACCUACUAUAAACUGACUUUUGCCCUUAACGAUCCACUGAAAUUACUUUUGUCAAGGUCAUCAGUGACUGGUUGUCAGAUCCAUUGGGCACUUCUUAAUCCUUCUGCUUGAUCUUUUAGCUGUUUUUGCCCUGUUGAAUACUUCUUUCUUGGAACUCCGUCUUGGCCACUAGCUCUUCUAACUCUUCCCCAGGCUUUUCUACGGGCUUCUUUUUCUGAACCCUCACAUGUCGGCAAUUCCAAAGGUUCAAUGUAUAUACACAUCCAUAGGCAUCAGAGUCACAUAUACUUGUAUUCUCUGUGUAGCAACGUGUGGCAUCUAUUAUUAAAAUUCUGCAGUGGACUUUU
Messenger RNA from Odocoileus virginianus texanus, 3935 nucleotides. The record is from RefSeq and is a predicted model, not a curated record. Lineage: Eukaryota; Metazoa; Chordata; Mammalia; Artiodactyla; Cervidae.